Pelmatolapia mariae (spotted tilapia) is the source of this 7988-nucleotide messenger RNA. It is a transcript of the gene lrrc9, whose product is annotated as leucine rich repeat containing 9. Lineage: Eukaryota; Metazoa; Chordata; Actinopteri; Cichliformes; Cichlidae. The transcript has 33 exons. The record is from RefSeq and is a predicted model, not a curated record. Gene Ontology annotation, molecular function: protein binding. The coding region runs from base 115 to 4599 and encodes 1494 amino acids.
UUUUUUGUUUGUUUGUUUUUGUUCUGUUUUUUUUAAAAAUAUGCAUAAAUAUAAAAGACAGACAACAACUCCCCUAAAGUUCCCAAAACCUUUCCAAACUCAUCUAGUUCCGAUAUGUUGUCGAAUGAGAAGCAAAAGAACCGCAGUGAAGAGGACGUGAUCAAAAAACUGUGCUUGGCUAAUGGAGUGCCCUAUGAAAAAAUUGCACAAGAGGGAAGCAGCAUCACAUCACUGGAGAUGUUCUUCUCUGGUUUCCCCCGCAUGGUUGGCCUCUCCUUCUUCCCAAGGCUGUGCCAGCUUACCAUAAUAGGCCAGAACAUAGAGCACAUUGAUGGACUUGAGUGCUGUCCUCUGCUUCAGGAGCUCUGGAUAGUCCAGUGCCAUCUGACGGAAAUAUCUGGACUACAGAACUGCCUACAGCUGGAGAAACUGUACCUUUAUGAGAACAAAAUCAGUGAAAUAAAGAAUGUGGACUUGCAGGUCCACCUAGAGGUGCUGUGGAUCAAUAACAACUGCAUAACUAAGAUUAAGGGCUUGGACACACUUCUAGACCUUAAAGAACUAAACCUUGCUGACAACAUUAUUGAAAAGAUUGGGCACAGCCUUGAUCCUAAUGUCAACCUUCAGAAACUCAAUCUGUCUGGAAACAAGAUCAGCUCCUUUAAGGAGUUGAGCCAGCUUGCCCGACUGCCCCGUCUGAGUGAGUUAGCAUUGAAAGACCCCACGUCAACCCCAAACCCGGUGUGUCUCCUUUGUAACUAUGACACGCACAUUCUUUACCACGUGCCAAGCCUCCAGCGACUCGACAUCUACGACGUCUCCAGCAAGCAAAUCAAGGAAGCAGCUGAGUCUGCAGUGAUGAAAAAAAUGAUGUACUACAAUAUGCGUGUACGCACAGCUCAGAGGAAACUAGCAGAGACCCGGCUCAGUCUGAUAGAGAGGAAGAAAACUCUAUUGCAGUCACCUGAAGAAUGCAUCAAGACUCUCACUCGUGCCCUUAAAUUUCUCGUAUGUGAGCUCUCCGUGGGACCAGUUAGUUGCAAGAAGCCUGCCUGCCUGUCAGAAAGCGUAGCAGAAGGGCCACCCCACCUGGAUGAAGGCUUAACAGAAAGACAUGAAUCAAUCAGUGACAUCAGUGAGGAUCCAGCCACGGAGCACAAAGUACACGCUAAGAUUGAAGCACUGAGGGAACGACUCAAACUAUGGACCAGGAGGCUAGAUGAGAUUCACAUCUGGUACGAGCGUGAUUUGGCCCGAGCCACGAACAGGAUGGAGUAUACGGUGCAGUUUCUACUGAUGGAGCUAGAAAGUGUUGGAAAUAUCCGUUUGGAGGAGGGCUGCUCCACAGAUCCUUGGUUUACUUCUUGUUGUGACCUCCUGCUUUCCCGCUUCUCUCCAUCAGACUACAAAACAUAUGGCAUCACUGAUAUUAGGAUGGAUAGAGUUAUCCGCAUCCACAAUAGUGCACUGAGACUUUGCUUUGAGGACAAGAUUCACAGUUUGCUGGCCAGCGAAGAUUUAUCUUGCCACAGGAAUUACAGACGUCAGCUGGAGUAUUUAUUCUACGUAGUUGACCCUGAAAAAUGCGAGAAGGAUGAAACUUUGCAGAUUCUCCAGGAAGGCUUCAAAACAACAGAGCAGCAGAAGGCCAUGGGAAAAGAGGGUGCUAUACCUUUUUCCAAUAGCCUGAGUUUGAGUGAGCAAUCCAGAAUUGAGUACACACUUCGCCAGACCAGCCAAGGUCACACAAAACACAGCAUGGAUACGAUGCCCUUCAGGCACGGUCAGGUCAUUGUUUCUAAAGUGUUCAUAGGUAAAAGCAUGCCCAUCCGAGAUGGAGAACCGGUGGACAGAAGCAGUUAUCCUGGAGUUUACUCUGUGUAUCGCAUUGCAGAGACAAAGCACAGAUCUGCAAUGAGUGAAGAAAGACCCGGCUCCACCAAAACACACGCUGACCUUGAGUCCAGUCCCCGCCGAAGGCAGUGGUUUGUGUUUGACCACGAGCUUGUCCUGCCAGAGUACAUCAUAUAUUAUGAGUACAUCACUCAGAACAAAGACAAACCUACACUGCUGAGCCAUACCACAGACAGAGAGCCUUCCAAUGAUGUUGCUCUGGACAAAGAAGUCCUCAACAGGGAACCUGUUCUUAAACCUCAGCCCAAGUUAUUGAGCUUGGAUGAUAAAAUUCUGCUUAGUGUUGCCCGAGCCAAUGUCCUCAGUCAAAUCACAGUGCUUAACCUUCAUGGCAACAGCCUGAGCAACAUAAAGGAGAUUUCCAGCCUCACGGCUCUAAGGCAUCUUACUGUCAGCUUCAAUGAGUUCACGCACCUUGAUGACAUUUCUCACAUGCCAAACCUUGAGUUUUUGGAUGCUAGCUUUAACCACCUGGUGACUCUGGAAGGUCUGCGGGGGCUGGGACAGCUUAAACAACUUGAUGUACGCUGGAACAAGCUGACCAAGGUCAGAGAGGAUACAGCUGUGCUCAGAAAACACACACCUGCUCUGCUGAAACUGGACACCCGAUACAAUCCGUGGAACAGGCCUGAGGCAGUCAGAAUGACCAUACUAGGCCAUCUCAUGAACCUCACACACCUGGAUGAUGUGCUGGUAGCAGAGGAGGAGGCUGCCAAAGCUGCUCAGAUGGCAGCUGGGUCCAAAAUUAACCAGGCGUCUCUUCUGGCACACUCGUGUACCGACAGAGACCGUCCCCGCACUCUUAGUCUGCUGUCAACAGCCCAGCUCCUGUAUCAUUUGAGUCCAUCACCCUGGGGCCUUGGUAAAGAACUGGACCAAGACUGGACUACAAAAAUCACUACCCUGAACCUUGACAACCAGAGGAUUUCCAAGAUGAUCAAUCUAAGUAAGCUGGUGAACCUGCGCUGGGCCUCCUUUAAUGAUAACGAGAUCUCAAAAGUUGAGGGUCUGGACAGCUGCCUGAAGCUGGAAGAACUGUCCCUAAACAACAACAGUAUUUGCACACUCAGUGGCCUCACACGACUCCAUUGCCUAAAUAAACUGAGUGUAGAUGGGAAUCGGCUAACCAGUCUGGACGUCUCAACUCUUGACGGGCUGUCCAGCUUGUCUUUUCUGUCAGCUGAGAACAACUGUAUUGCUUCUCUUCAUGGCAUCCAGAGACUUCGGUCUCUCCUUGAACUUUACAUUGGCAGCAACCAGAUCUCUACAUCAAGAGACAUCUACUGUCUGAAAGGAUUGACAAACCUCAUCAUCCUGGAUCUCUGUGGGAACCCUUUAGUGGAGAAACUGGAAAACUAUCGAAUAUAUGUAGUGUUUCAUCUCCCCUUCCUCAAAGCUCUGGAUGGAAUUGCAGUGGAAGCAAGUGAGUGUGAGAGCGCAAAGAAUAUGUUUAUGGGAAGACUGACCAGCGACACAGUGGCAGAGAAGCUGGGCCACUCAAACUACACAGAAAUCACACACCUAAACCUUCAGGCCUGUUCCAUUAGGAUAGUUGAUCUGUCUCCACCAGACCUCUUCCGUAAUGUGCGCUGCAUUAACUUAGACCAUAGCAACCUCACAUCCUUCUCAGGCCUCAUCCACCUGCCCAACAUCAAAGCUCUUUGUCUCAACUAUAACCACAUAGAGUCAAUUCUGCCCAGGCAGAAGACUCAGACUCAUCUGACAAGCAGACAGAUACUAUACAGCAAAGUGCGCUCCAGUGGCUACAGCCAACAGAGCACAUCUAAAGCCAGCAGGGAUACUGGGCCCACUGGCAGCCUGGAGCCACUGAUGGGAAGCCUGGAGGUGCUUCAUUUGAGUCACAAUGGCAUCUCCAAUAUGGCCAAUCUGCAGCUCAGCAGGCUCACCAAUCUUAAAGCACUCUUCCUCGAAGGCAAUGAGAUAAACCAAGUGGAAGGCUUGGAAGGGCUUCACCAACUCAGAGAGCUUGUGUUGAACAGAAACCGGAUUAAAACUCUGACCAAGAACUCUUUCGCAGCCCAGACUCUCCUCCUAGAGCUCCACCUGGCACAGAACCGGAUCCGGGAGCUGAACCAUCUUGAUCCUCUGAUUGAGCUUCGCAAGCUCUCCCUCGACAUGAACAAGCUGCAGGACAUCGCAGAGCUUGACAAAUUAGAAGCUCUUCCCUCACUGAAGGAGCUCUCUGUUGUUGGCAAUCCUGUGCCACGCAAUUCUUUCCACAGACCAGCAGUGGUGCUUCGCCUGCCCCAGCUGCAGGUCCUGGAUGGUGUGGACAUCACUCUGGAGGAAAGAACCAGGGUGGAACUCCUCAAUGCUGAUCCAUCACCAUACUCCCAUCAUCCCGGAGCUCUCCUUCCUACAAGUGAAGUUAACCUACCUGGACUGCUUGUGUCCCACAACCCCACUCUAAGAGUAAUGAGUGUAAGCGGAGGGCCACAGUAUGUGAUGCACGGGCACAAUAUCCUGCAAAAUAACAUAGACGAAGACCAUUACACAUACAAAUGUAAGAAGGACAAACACAGUAACGUUGCUCGAAGUGGCCAAACUGAUAUUUACUUCAGACACAACCGAAGAACAGGAAGCAACAUUCCGACCACUGCUGGGAACAGACAACAAGAACAAGACAGCAGAUUCCCAAAUGGCGGUAGAUUUCCACCCCAGUAGGAAUCAGAAGAGGUGGAACACGAGGUGAACACAUAUGGCGGCCAUCGCUGUUGUGUGUUUUUAUGUCCUGGUGUGAAAUUAAUGGCAAUAACAAUAAUCUAUGUGUAUCUAAAUGGUGGGAUUUUUGUAUGUUUUGAUAAAUUACUAUUAGUUAAUACAAGCUGCACUUUGAACUGAACUGCCUCUGAUGUAAAUUAGGCUGUUAUGGGGGGGGGGGCAUAUGUCGUGCCUUCCUCUCAAAUGCAUAUAUAAUGAUUGAGACUUCAUUUUUUUUAUCCACAUAUGCGGAUCACUAACCAUGGUAAUCUGAGGAUGAGAGGUUUUGGUGUCAUUUUGAAUGCCAUCUCAUCUUUUGCAAACAAGUAGAAAAAACACACACAGAUGUAAGGGCGUGUGAGGCUGGCAUGCCGCGUCCAUCGGGUCAGAUGCAUCCCCAACAAGUGGAUAAUCCAGCUUUAGCACACCUCUUUGUGGACAAUAAUCUGCAGUCGCUCAGAUAAAGAUAUAAUCUUGAAUAAGGUCCAAAUGGAUUUCAGAGAUUGUCAGUUUCAUCAUGUUAGCCUCUUUUCGAAAAGCCCACAGCAGUUUCGUCUCUAACGGGCAAAUCUCCUGUGUUGUAAUGAACCCACUCCACUUGGUGUUUAUGAUGUUAGCUCAGUGGAGCAUUAAAAUAUAUUCUUCCUGUUUUCCUGUUGGCAUAAUCUAGCGGUGCCACAGUCAACAAAAACACCAGUCUGAAUAAGGCACAUAAGGCAUAAUUUUGUGGGGUAAAAACUCUUUACUGCAAUGGGAAACAUUUAUGAAAAGCUUCAUUGCUUUCACAGUUGCUCUGCCGACUAUCAUACAUUAGAUCAACAUAGCAACUUGAAGUUUUAUAACUAAAUUUGUGCAAAAUUACACAGAGGAAUAUAAUUAUGAAAACGCCAGCUUAAAAGACACAGUGUUCGCUGCAGAGAUUACGCAUAGGUGGUGUUAACAUGACCACUAGGUGUCCUUAGAGCUCCAUUAACACUGCUAAUCAGUCAGUGAGUUUUGACCUGUAUGCUGUAAGCUGAAGGAGGAUGUUUGCACUUCACUUUUGUGUCUCUCUUCCCGUGCAGCCUUUUUGCUCAACAUCCCAGAAACAAGCCAGCUCUACGCAGAAAAAGUGAAAAGCUCUCCCCAAACAAGCUCCCCUAAUGCAUGUACUUAACUUCACUUAAUUUGUGUUAAUUCCCAGCAUUAAGCGGGGCUAAUGACUGCACAAGUGAGUGCACUGUCAUUACCCUGCUCUGCCUGACAUCAAAUGGCAGCUGAUGUACUUCUCUUGUUAAAAAAAAAAAAAAAAAAAAAAAAGCACAGGAGAGAUUUGGGGGCUCAGUGUGAGUGCUCUAAUGCAUUAGGUAUUGCAGAGGAUAAUUACACAUUUUAUAUUUGAGUACAGUAUGCGCAGUAUGGAUGGUUAUAAAUAUAUUUCUAAUUCCUGUCGUGCGUGGUGUAAGCUUAUAGUGAGCAUGCCACUUUGCACGGCGUGUCUCAUAUCUGCAUAUCUUUCAGUGUUUCUAACAUUAAAAUGACAUUAGCAUAAAGAUUGUGAAUAAUUCAUCACUUCUGAGCGAACCCAGAUGCACUGCUCCCUCUGUCUAUCUCGCUGCCUUUCCUAGCUCCUCCAUGUGAGUAGACCACAUGGUUUGUUGCUGGUUUAAUGGGAUGGAAUGUGACAGGUUAUGUUUUCAUCUGCCUGAUAUGGAGCCCGGCUCAGGCGGGAGUGACCGAGAGGGAGAAGAAGAAGAAGAAGAAGAGACACAGAGAGUGAGAGUGAGGGGUGGAGAAGAGGGGAGUGAGCUGUCCUCUGCAGUUGUAAUCUGGAUUCAGAAUUAGACAUGUUUGAGCUUGUUGUGAAUCUGUUAUAGAUGAUGCCUGCCCCCUUCCCCCCAGAAACCUCACCACACACACACACACACACACACACACACACACACACACACACACACACACACACACACACACACACACACACACACACACACACACAGAAAAACGCAUGCUCUGCAUGGGGCCAUUACUGCUGGUCCACUAACUCCCUACAUUUGCUGUGUCUGUGCAUUCAGAGCACCAUUAGUCCAAGACUCUGUGAAUAAUUGCUGAAUGGACCGCGUUUUCACAGCUAUCUACUCAGGUUCAAGUGUUGGAGGGGAGGUUAGAGGGGUGACGACGCUGAUUGAAGUUUGAUGCGGAGGUUAACGCCGCAUGUUGUGCGGUGCUUGUCGAAAAUGCGCCGCAUGUGUAAUGGAUGACUGACGUUACACUCCACAUGCAUUACACAUUCGCCAACCUGUAUUAACUUUUAGAAGUGCUUUGAUAGGGGCUACAAUUUCAUCAACAUCAUCACUUGAGUUGAAAUUGCUUUUGGAAAAAAUGAACUUGCAAUUGACGACCAACUGCAAGUCAUCAAGGAAAAUUAUUUUGUUCUCAAAAGGUGCAUAUUAUGGCCCAAGUUCAUUUUAUCCUUAAAAAAUACAUCCUCUAUCUUGACAUAUUGCUUCUCUUGAAAUCUGUCAUUGAGUUAUUGCUGUCGCUUGUGAUUUGCCUGUAAUUUGUUUCCUGUGGAAUAAAUCGUGACUGGCAAGAGGCUGAAAACACGGAGAAAAAAGAAUGGAGUGAGAGUGACAGUCAGAAUGAAAAGAAAAAUGCUUUUAUUUUGUGCAGACAUUUUGGAUAAGAGCCCGCAUCACAGAGGCAUUAAAUCUUAACUGCUUUUCAUUUCAGGAAUCAUGUGUCGUUUAUAACAUUAUUGAACUUGUGUGUCAUUAAUAACAUUAUUUCAAUCACGCAAAGUGUAUUGCGAAAUGGCAAAAACAAGUUAACAGAACAACCAAACAAUGCACAAUUUUCUUGCAAAUUUAUCAGGAAUCAAUUUUUGGAGCUUUGUCAGAUGGUUUGCUUUUGGGUAAUUUGGUAUCAGCCUUUCAUAUUUCAUACAAUUUGCAAUGUGUUUCUCCUUUAAUGACUUAAGUGUUAAUUCAAGUGGAUAUUCUUCACCAGAGAGCUUUGACAAAAACACAGCAAUGAUUUUAAAUAUGCGGCGCUAUGGGAGGAUUGUGGGGUGGGGUACAUGUUGCCGUUAUUGAUGGGUUUUUUUCUGUUAUUAUGGUUUAUUGUGUCCUACGCGGAAUAGAAAUCGCUUUUUAAGAUGACAAGGAAACAUGACCUCCUGCCCACCCUUAUCCCCUGAGCCCCAUUGAGCAACAACAACAACAACAAUUUAAUCUCUUUUGACCCCGAUUGUUAUUUUUCUUUGUGUUUGUAUCUUGGCCUUUUUAGUGAUCGCUUCAUGAUCCUCCCUUUUUGCCCCGCUUCUUUCUAAGCAGACACUUUGCCACAAUCACUUUCAUUAUAUUGAAAUAAAA